Messenger RNA from Hippocampus zosterae (dwarf seahorse), 3015 nucleotides. RefSeq names its product ankyrin repeat domain 34Bb (gene ankrd34bb). The coding region runs from base 902 to 2434 and encodes 510 amino acids. NCBI's taxonomy places the organism in Eukaryota, Metazoa, Chordata, Actinopteri, Syngnathiformes, Syngnathidae. The record is from RefSeq and is a predicted model, not a curated record. The transcript has 2 exons. Gene Ontology annotation, molecular function: protein binding.
UGAAUGUCAUCCUGCACAAAACAAAAAAAAGCUCCGGUCCUUCAAAAUGCAUCAGUGAAAGGCUUGUUUCAUGUUGAGACCAAAUGUCAUUAACAGAACCUCGCACGGAUAUGUGCAUUUUAACGGCAGUACUGUAUAGUAAAUUUGAUCAAACAUUUGACGUCAUAAAACAUUUGAUGUCUUUCAAGAACCAAGACAAUCUUUUCGUUAAGUAUCACUUCAUUUCCAACAUCUGUAUUUUGAUUGAUUUAUACAUGUUGACAGUUUUAACAAGGCAUGGAUCAUAUAGUGGUUCACGUUGCGGUCUCUCACAUGAGAUUAAAUCCCGUGACCAUAUAGUGUGUAUGAGAAUGUCAGCAGUUGUCUGACCUUAUGUGCGUCUGAUUGACUGGUGACCAAUUCAGGGCAAGGGCAGGUUUUAGUCCUAGUUAGACUUUGUGGAGAAUAGUUAAUGCACGACCACACAAGUCACUAAUCAACUUGGUUCUUAUUUACGGGUGUGGUAAAUACAAGACUAUAGUAAUUGCAAGAAAGGAGUAGGGGAUAGUACCUUCUUAAUGCCAUUUUUAAAUUUUUCUUCUUCAUGCUACUGCUAUUUUUAUUUUUAUUCUUUGUGGCAAGGGUUCACUUUGGCAUGGGGAGUCAAGUUCAGCAUUCGCUUCAUUGAUAUCUGGCGCCAUCUAGCGUCGUGAAUGUCUAGACCCCGAAUAUAAGACUCCCCCCACUUUUUCAUUCAUAUUUCAAUGCAAAAAAACACCGCCUUAUAUCCGGGCGUAUACGAUAAAUGAAAACAACCUUACAGCUUUUUUUUUCCCCAGAUUAUCCUGUGCUGUGAGCACCUAUGGAUGAGUGAACGACCUGUUGUUUAGGAUGCUGACUGUAAAUUUUAGGCAGCAGAACAAUGGAUGAGUCAACAGAGGUACGAACAGAUUGCAAUUCUCUGCUGAAGGCCGUCUAUCUGAGUCGCCUGCGUCUGACUCGGCUGCUUCUGGAGGGAGGGGCUUAUGUCAACGAGAGCAAUGAAAAUGGCGAGACACCACUCAUGGUGGCUUGCAAGACACGUCACUCUGAUACGCAGAGUGUGCCCAAACACAAAAUGGUCCAAUACCUCCUGGAAAACGGUGCCGAUCCAAACAUUCAAGACAAGAGUGGGAAAACUGCUUUGAUCCAUGCGUGCCUUGGACAGGAUGGGACUGAAGUCCUGUCCCUCCUGAUGAGCAGCGGUGCAGAUCCAACUCUGGAGGACCACUCCGGUUUGUCCGCGCUCGUUUAUGCCGUUAAUUCAGGUAACAGGGGAGUCCUCAAGAUCCUCCUGGAUGCUUGUAAAGCUAAAGGAAAGGAGGUCAUCAUCAUCACCACCACCAAGCUACCAUCAGGCCAUCAGAAAACAAAGCAGUACCUAAAUGUCCUUCCACCCUCCGACCUGGAGGAGCAACCGCAUUGCGCACCAACCUGCCCGUCUCCUUUUGACAUCCGACGACGAUGUCCUAGUCCAUUCAUUGUUCCCAAUGUGGACAAGCGUCUUCAUCUCCAGAGAUUACACUCACAGCAAUGGGUGAAAAAUGCGCCCCUGCUUCUUCCGAAGAACCAGACCUCGUUGCUGGCAGAGGAGCAAGUACAUUUGCCACCGGAGGAGGUCUCAUCUUUAAGAGGCCUCAACUUCCAUCAUCAGCCUCCGGCUGUUUCGCGCCACCAUAGCAUGGACAUGAAAGAUGGACUCCUGAAAGCACUGGACAACAUGUCGGGGAAUGACAACAAAGGGGAAGGUGUCAGAGGCUUUGCUCGAAAGAUGUCCUAUGACAGUGCUGCAAGCGCAAAGCAUUCCACUUCGCACCCUAACUUGCAUCAAGAAAAUAAUCUCCCGUUUCCCCAUGAAUCCAAUCCUGCCGAUGAAGAUACAUCCGAUGGUCUCUGCCAGUUAAAUAUUUCCAGUCUGCAAAACGUUAUUCAUCGCCGUAACAUUGGCGUGGACCAUUACAGUUCAGAUUCUCAGUUGCCGCAGUUUAGCAACAAAGACAAAAGGAUAAAGGGAUUGGACAGGCCCAAGCUGACAAACAGCAGGUCCUCCACUCUUUCAGGAUCCAGAGAGUCUCUGGAUAGUUUUGUCCAAAAACGAAUCGCCGCUGGCCUCGAACGAAGAGGCUCGGGGGCCCUUCUUCAGGAUCACAUCUCCUCCACUCGGCCAGGCUAUCUCCCCCCUCUGAACAUGCAUGCUCCCAUUCCAGAUAUCGGUGGAAACUCUGUCACUGUGUGCCCACUGACUACAACUAGCAAAACAUUUAAUACUAUUUCCAAAGGAUCGAAGCCUGUUUUGGCCUGUGCGCCUAUUUUCUCACAGGUCAUGAAAGCCAGUCCAAUGCUUUGGAGGCGCCACUCCAUGCAGAGUGAGCAGAUUAAGCAGCUGUCCAACUUUGAGGAAAAACUGGACCACUAAGCAGGUUUUAGUUUGGUUGUGCAAUUGCUCUGAUUGGUCUUUCACUUUUCUCUCAGCUUCGGUAUUCCUUGUUUUUCACCCAUCUGCAGCUCUCUGGCUUGCACUUUGCCGAUACCUCGUCUGCACGGGCCAAACCCCACCUCAAACUGACCUUAUGUUCAAAGCGAGUCAUUGUUUCAAUAAAUCAAUGCAAUUGCACACACCUGGGCAACAAAAGGCACCCGUGACCUGUCAGUCAAGUGCCACAUUGAUUUUGAUGAAAUAAGUAUGGGUGGGCUCAAAACAAAGAGUGCCAUCAUCUUGUCGUUGUCCAGAUGUAAAUAUAAAGAAAUAGUCUCCAGACUUGAAGCGGAUAGAGUGUGCUUUUGUUACACACAAAAAGGGGAGACGGAAAGAAAAACUAGAAAGAGGCUGCGUGAUUGCAUGGAAAAGAAGCACAAACGAAUGCAAAACCUUUGUUGAUGGCAAUGGGUCACAGGUUUGAUGCAGUUACUGCAAGCUCAAAGUAUAAGCAACUAAGGACUGCAAAGCGGACUUUUGUCUGUUUCAAUAACUUUGCUCAGCUAAAAACAACAACAACA